AUGUUCAAUGUCCUGGACAGCAAGCAGACUUGGUUGGGGAUCAAAGUUGAGGGUGACAAGAUCUUUACCAAGAAGGAGUUGUUAGAGAAGGGCGAGAACAACACCAUCUUUGUGCUUGGUUUUGCUAGCAACUGGAGCGCGAAUGCAGAGAAGGCAUCAGAUAAGGCCAACAAACGACUGAAGACUCAGUCCGGUGAUGCAAAGCCAGCAGACACAGAUGCUGCCACCGAUCAAAGUGUCUUCAUGAAUGUUCCUUGGGAUUUCUUGAAGGAUUUCCAGCUUCGCUUCUUCGGGACUGUGGGGCUAGAGUCUAAGGGAGCAGCUGUCCCAUUGGUCACUGAAAAGGACAAGGAGAUGGCACCUUCACUUCCUUGGCAGCUCUUUGGUCAGGGAUGGGAUUCCUUGAUGGGGUCUGAGAUGCCUUGCUUGGCCUUCAUCGUUCCAUUGGCAAAGAUGAAAGGCAAAACUGGGAAGGCCAGCAAGAUCAAAACGGUACAGUUUCUCAGUGGAGCAUCAGCUAGCAAGCCCACUGAAUCUGAUGCGUGUGAAGAAAUGGCUGCAGAAGCGAUGGGAUUGUCUCGCAAAGGUGGUGCAAAGAGGAAGCCCAAGCGAAAGGCGUCCAAAGACAAGGGCACCAAAAGCCAAGUGCUUUCUGACAGCAUCACCUUCAUUGAGGCACCGUUGCUGACUUUUGAUGAUUCACAAGAGCUUCCAGUCACACUGCGGUCUGGGAAGAGCAUCAAGAUCAAUUGCCCGGCGCUUGUGAUCAACAAGGUUGCUUUGGAUGAAGCAAAGACUAAAGAAAUCAACACUCUGAAGCCAGAGGACGAGAAAGAGGCAGCUGAGAUCAAGCAGAUUCAGGAUGGCGGGUACUACAUCCCUGUCCAGCAAUGUGGUGAGUCCUUCUAUGUGGCUCUGAAUCGAGGACAUUUGCCAGCUGAGCGGUUGAAGCUCGCCGAAGGUUCCACUGAUAUGGAGGAAAUUCAAUUGACAGAGGCUCACAACCGCACAAUGUCCAAGUGGGGUGACUUGAGUGUGUGGCAAGGCUGUGUAGAUGUUGUGACGAAGCAUCUUGGGACAGAAACCACAAGUGCUCGCGCGGGACGUGGCAACAAAGUUGCCAAGGAUUUUAAGCAUUUGAUGACCUAG
Molecule: messenger RNA, 1149 nt
Organism: Durusdinium trenchii
Lineage: Eukaryota; Dinophyceae; Suessiales; Symbiodiniaceae
Source: the annotation of a GenBank genome assembly